Molecule: messenger RNA, 732 nt
Organism: Fusarium tjaetaba
Lineage: Eukaryota; Fungi; Ascomycota; Sordariomycetes; Hypocreales; Nectriaceae
Exons: 2
Coding region: 1-732 (243 amino acids)
Source: RefSeq, a predicted model, not a curated record
AUGUCAACUCUAACAAGUCGAGCAGAGAAGCUACUCUCAGACCCCUCUCCUCCAGUAUUGGAGCUUCUAGAGCUACAACGAGAUUUAUUGGCGAUUGACGACGAGAUUACAUACUGGGCGUAUGACCGACCCCCUAGCUGGAAUCCAGAAGUGGUUGGGGAAGUCGGGAUGGAUCCAGCAAUAUCAGAGGAAUCCUUAUUCUAUUGUGCCGGCCCAGUUGAGAAGUACUUCGAUAUAUACGUCGCAACUGCAUGGAACUCAUGGCGUUCAAUACAUGUCAUCUAUCUGGACCACCUCAUAGACGUUGCCAAUUCCCUUGGACAAUACGAGCUUGUUCCUCUAUAUAAAGAGCGAAUUGACGAGCUGGCUUCGGGGAUCAAGGCUUCCAUUCCAUUCCAUCUCUACCAAGACGUUGAGAUCUACAUCCAGCAAGCAAAUGCUGGGACUCCCCUUGUUCACUCAGACCGGCUGGUCGGAGGUCUACUGCUUCUCCAUCCUAUGUAUGCUCUAGCUCGCUGCACCAUUGUCGAUGACUCAACCAGAAAGUUCAUGUCUCAAACUCUGAGGUGGAUCGGUGGUGAGAUGGGAAUUCGACAUGCGAUCAUUUUGGCAGAUGGCCUUCAGCCUGAUAUGCAAGGACCUUCUGCGAUGCAGAACUCCCAAAUCUCCUUCAUCGACGCACUCGAUGGGCAUUUCCUGAUUACCGCGAGUAUGAUGUUAGAGCCUCGAUAG